GUUGAAGUUUCCGCCCAUGUGACUUCCAGCGUGAGUUACCAGAAACCACAAGAGAGAGAGAGAGAGAGCGUGCAAGCCCCAAAGCGAGCGACAUGUCCCUUUGGGGAGCAGUCCCUCUGCACCCCAGAGUGAGGAGGACGCAGGGGUCAGAGGUGGCUACAGGGCAGGCAGAGGAGGCACCUGUAGGGGGUGGUGGGCUGGUGGCCCAGGAGAAGUCAGGAAGGGAGCCCAGCUGGUGACAAGAGAGCCCAGAGGUGCCUGGGGCUGAGUGUGAGAGCCCGGAAGAUUUCAGCCAUGCCUCACAGCUCCGACAGCAGUGACUCCAGCUUCAGCCGCUCUCCUCCCCCUGGCAAACAGGACUCAUCUGAUGAUGUGAGAAGAGUUCAGAGGAGGGAAAAAAAUCGUAUUGCCGCCCAGAAGAGCCGACAGAGGCAGACACAGAAGGCCGACACCCUGCACCUGGAGAGCGAAGACCUGGAGAAACAGAACGCGGCUCUACGCAAGGAGAUCAAGCAGCUCACGGAGGAACUGAAGUACUUCACGUCGGUGCUGAACAGCCACGAGCCCCUGUGCUCGGUGCUGGCCGCCAGCACGCCCUCGCCCCCCGAGGUGGUGUACAGCGCCCAUGCCUUCCACCAACCUCAUGUCAGCUCCCCGCGCUUCCAGCCCUGAGCUUCCGAUGCGGGGAGAGCAGAGCCUCGGGAGGGGCACACAGACUGUGGCAGAGCUGCGCCCAUCCCGCAGAGGCCCCUGUCCACCUGGAGACCCGGAGACAGAGGCCUGGACAAGGAGUGAACACGGGAACUGUCACGACUGGAAGGGCGUGAGGCCUCCCAGCAGUGCCGCAGCGUUUCGGGGGGCGUGUGCUGGACCCCACCACUGUGGGUUGCAGGCCCAAUGCAGAAGAGUAUUAAGAAAGAUGCUCAAGUCCCAUGGCACAGAGCAAGGCGGGCAGGGAAGGGUUAUUUUUCUAAAUAAAUGCUUUAAAAGAAA
Messenger RNA from Pongo pygmaeus (Bornean orangutan), 993 nucleotides. RefSeq names its product basic leucine zipper ATF-like transcription factor (gene BATF). The record is from RefSeq and is a predicted model, not a curated record. NCBI's taxonomy places the organism in Eukaryota, Metazoa, Chordata, Mammalia, Primates, Hominidae. Gene Ontology annotation, cellular component: nucleus. The coding region runs from base 295 to 672 and encodes 125 amino acids. Gene Ontology annotation, molecular function: DNA-binding transcription factor activity, RNA polymerase II-specific; RNA polymerase II cis-regulatory region sequence-specific DNA binding. The transcript has 3 exons. Gene Ontology annotation, biological process: regulation of transcription by RNA polymerase II.